This is a messenger RNA of Armigeres subalbatus, 1028 nucleotides long. Its product is annotated as WD repeat domain-containing protein 83. Gene Ontology annotation, molecular function: protein binding. Gene Ontology annotation, biological process: mRNA splicing, via spliceosome. Gene Ontology annotation, cellular component: catalytic step 2 spliceosome. NCBI's taxonomy places the organism in Eukaryota, Metazoa, Arthropoda, Insecta, Diptera, Culicidae. The record is from RefSeq and is a predicted model, not a curated record. Bases 69 to 1013 code for a protein of 314 amino acids. The transcript is spliced from 3 exons.
GAUUUGCUGUGGCGGCUGAACCAAACAAAAACAACGCUCGCUUUACGUGCGGUAAAUUUAAUUCAUGAAUGGAGCUAGUUCAGAAAAAUAUAAUCGACUGCAAUCAAGGGGCAGUCCGUGCCAUACGAUACAAUGUUGAUGGAUCCUACUGCCUGACCUGUGGCUCGGAUAAGAAGAUUAAACUGUGGAACCCCUUCUCCGGAUUGCUGCUCAAAACCUACGGAGGCCAUGCGGGAGAGGUAAUGGAUGCCGCUGGAAGCUGCGAUAGCGGUUUCAUUAUAUCCGUCUCGGCUGACAAAAGUGUCAUCUAUUGGGACGUUACAACGGGUUUACCAGUGCGGCGGUUGCGAGGCCACGCCGGUACGGUAAAAUGUGUAAAAUUCAACGAAGACUCCUCGGUGGCCGUGUCCGGGUCCACCGACAACACGGUCAUGUGUUGGGAUGUGCGGACACGCAAGCUAGAUCCAAUCCAGAUUAUGCGAGAAGCAAAGGAUUGUGUGACCUCGCUGGUCGUCACGGAGCAUAAAAUUGUGGCGAGUUCGCUGGACGGAUCUAUUCGGCAGUACGACCUCAGAGCCGGAGAGUUAACCUGCGACACGAUUGGAGUGCCCAUAACGCAUGUGGUGCAAACUAGCGACGGCCAGUGCUUGCUCGCUGCAUGUCUGGAUAGUACGAUCCGGUUGAUCGAUACCGAUAGCGGAGAGCUGCUGUCAGAGUACAAAGGUCACCGCACGGAAGACUAUCACAUCGAGUGUGGAGUCAUCAAAAGCGAUUCGCAAAUUAUUUCCGGUUCGGCGGAAGGUUGUGCCGUUAUAUGGGAUCUACUGGAAGGCAGCGAAGUUCGCCGCAUGCAGAUGGGCUCAGGGGGUGUGAUUCACUCGUUGGCACCGCAUCCAACAGGGAAUGACAUCAUGUUCGCCAGACGGAGGCAGGUUGAGUUGUGGGGACUGCCGUCUGAUGAGGGAGAAGAUGAAGUUUUACUCAUUAAAAUUAAUUCUAACUUCUUUGUUUGAUUUGAAUGCCUAUUC